This is a messenger RNA of Penicillium nucicola, 3216 nucleotides long. RefSeq lists its product as uncharacterized. NCBI's taxonomy places the organism in Eukaryota, Fungi, Ascomycota, Eurotiomycetes, Eurotiales, Aspergillaceae. The record is from RefSeq and is a predicted model, not a curated record. Bases 1 to 3216 code for a protein of 1071 amino acids. The transcript is spliced from 5 exons.
AUGCGGCUUGCGGAAGACUGGUUUUUAUCCACUGGAAGGGCCUUGCUGGUUCUGUCCUCAAUUAUAAAGUUUACUUCUGGAGCUGCCAUAGGAAGCUCUGCCGUUAAUAGCUCCUCGAUUUACAAAUCUUCUUCAUCGAAAUCCUUUAGGACCAGCAGUGAGCAAAGCACAAGCUCCAUUGACCCAUCUUCAAGCAGUCUCUCUUCAUCUACCGCCAAGCAUCCUACUGUCAUUGUCUCCAGUAGCAGUGUUCCGUAUGGCUUUGGAUCCAGCUCAUCCAACGUGGUGUCUACGUCAAGCUCCAAGUCCUUAAUUGGCACUGGAAACAUUGCGCAAAGCACGGAUAGCUCGGUGUCUUCGACUGUGCCAGUUACUUCCCAACCUACAAGCACCCCAUCUUCUCGUUCAAAUGCAGUAUCCUCUGUCUCAAGCACCAGCCAGCCCUCAAGCAUUGAGAGCGCUCCAAAUACUGGAAGCUCCAUUCAAAGUAGCAGCCACACUCGCUCUUUGAUUUCCAGUGCUUCAUCUACAGUAACCUCAGGUACUGGCCUCGAUGUCUCAUCAAUUCCGCCUUCAAGCAGUGGUAGUAGCAAGAGCCUCUCUCCGCUAGGUACCAACUCCGGCGGGCCUUCCAUUAUAUCGUCUACGAUUGUUGAGUCAGGUAGCACAAUUGCAGUCCCAAUUAUCACUGGUGGCACAUACUCGGCCCCAAUCACUCUUCCACCUGCUACAUCGACCAUCCAAAGCUCUGAAGCAUCAUCAAGUGCAUCAUUACUAUCCUCAGAUAUUGUUGGUUUGAUCCCAAUUAUCAGUUCAUGGAAAAAGAACCCAGAUCCUCUCAAAACGGAGGCUCUUGAUCAUGUCAAAGAGAUACAGGGCAAAGUUGAGGGACUUAUUUCUGAUCUUGGUUCCCCAUCUUCCUCUUCUGGGUGUGGCUCAAAGAAGAAGAAGAGAGGGUUGUUUGAUUCAAUUGGCAAUCUCGUUAAUUCAUUGUCAUGCAUUGAUGAGGAUCUAAACAAGGUCAAAGACGAUAUCAGUACAAAUAAUGUUGAUUCACUGGAUGCCACGAUAGAUGAGCUCACACAGAAUAACGACAACCUUACUGAGAAUGACAAUGAAGACAACAGCGAGAGCAAUUCCAACUCUGAUUCAUCAACCACCACCUCAUCCUCAUGCACAGAUUUAUCGACAGCAUUCAAGGUGACCAUCAAGUGUGUACCUACUUCUUUCAUUACAGGAAGUUCCACUCUGCCUACAACAACUUGUACACCUUCAACAACUGUCACUACUGUUGGAUGUUCAGUGACCGGAUUGACAACCACCAUUUCGACCUCUGCUUCAGCCACUGGUACCCAAAUCCCAUGUGCUUCUGACACAUGCGGCAACGCAUGUCCGAUGAACAAAGGUCCUUUGAGUGGUGCUAGCAUGGGUGUGAUAGCAACAACAGAAAACUGCGCAUUGAUUUCAACAAGUACAACUGCUACCUUGCCCACUGGUAGCUAUGGUGUUGCUGGGAGCAUUGGAGUUACAGCCCCAACACAGUCUAGCUCUGCAUCCAAGAGGAGCCCUUCUAACAGCGAUGAUAAUCAUCUCGUGGAUCGCUCAUUGGUUGAACGUGCUCUUUCCGACGUUUCACCUCCAUAUGCCGACUAUAUCAGGUCUCUAACGCCGGUCUGGGUUAGUCAAUUGGGCGAUGCAUCAGGACAGUGGUUUGACUUCCCAGCAUUUGGUCACUCGGCUGCGGGUGUAAAUGGUAUCUACGGUUGUACAGCGGUGAUUAUCACAUCUGAGAAAGGCGUUUACAUUUCCCACAUUUGGGAAGUGCCAGUCUUCAUUCAUGAAGACUACAGUCCAACCGACGAUGGUUACUUUGUGACCGCAGCUUUCAAUUCCCUACGGGAUGGUACAUCAUUUGCACAAAGUGUGACUGGUCUAAUCGGAACUGAUCAAAACCCCGGCGUUCUGAAUGCCAUAUACGCUCCCAAAGUGUUUGUUCUCACACCUUACACCACCGAAUUUGAUCGACAAAUGUUUGGAAUCUCGACCAAGCUGAGGUAUCAAGACCGGGCCAACGACCUUGCGCAACGAUUAGCAAACGCCAUCCCCGGCUCUGGGGCUCAAGGAACUGUCAUGGGAUACACACGCACGAGUCAACAGGCAUCUACCCAGGAGCCAGGUGUUGCAGGUAGAGCUAUUUUGGAGGUUGAUCCCUUUCAAACAUGGCUUACCUCAGAAAAUGAUCCAAACUCUGCGGGUCUUCAAGUUGGUCGCUGGCGCCUGUGGGUAGAAGAUCAGUUGAUCACUUACCAAGACUUCUGGCUUCCCCAUGCUGAAGUUUCUGCAGGAACAUUGCAGAAACGAGAUGGUGGAAGCGAGCUUCUCAUCCACGCCAAGAUCGUCAUCUUCAUUCAGUUCUUCGGCAUCAGCAUCAUCCACAGGAUUAACUUCGUCGUCAUCCAUAGGCUCAUCUUUCACGCCAUCUUCAGAAGCGAGCUUCUCAUCCACGCCAAGCUCGUCAUCUUCAUUCAGUUCUUCGGCAUCAGCAUCAUCCACAGGAUUAGCUUCCUCGGCAGAACCAGCCUCAUCUUCAGGAAUAACCUCGGCGCCAGUCACAUCUGCACCAAGCCCAAGUUCAACUCCACAUACUCAAAGUUCGUAUAUUAUACUACAUUCCCAUCAAGCAUCACACCGAAGUCAAGUGCAACUCAAGCGCCGACGACCGCGACUCCUGAGCCUAUCGUCAAAACCGAAGAUGGAAACAUUAUCUCCUACCCCUCGCGGACCAUUGAAUACGGGGAAGUAUACGGCAAGCAAUACACAUUCACCAAUGGCGCAGGCUCACCGGUGACCUUGGAGACGGCUGCUCCAACCCAGACAGAUGUCAACAACAAAGGCUCGAGUCAAUGCUCCAGUGUUGAUGAUGCUUGUCAGCGUGCUUAUGAGCAAUUUGAGGAUGAUACUGUCUACAGCGACUUUGCAUCAUAUACUGCCAAGAUCCAGAGUGGUAUGGUCAUGGUAGCCUCCUUUGGCCAAGCCGGUUGUGUUGCCCAGUAUAAGUGUGAUGACUACGGAUUUGGAAUGACCGGUCGACAGAUCAAGGAUGCGGUUGAAUAUAUGAAGGAUAAUGAUGGCAUCAAAAAGUGUGGCACUACCUAUCUUUCCAACUCGUGCCAUGUCACACUGAAUUACUGUACCAGUUGCAAGGCGCAACACUAA